AUGAAAAUAUGUUCUAUUUUCAGAUCUGGACAUUUUUUAUUUUUGCUUUGUCUUUUCACUGUGGAAGGCAAAAAGUCACCUACAGGAAAGCAUCCCUGCCGAAAAGAAUUCCUCUCCCAGGUGACAGAGAACCUGUAUAUCAAGGCAACUAGUUUAAAAUCAUCUGUUCCAAAGGAUCUCAUCAAGACCACAAGAUUGCUUAAAAAGUCUACAAAAAUACCGUUUAUGACAAACUGCAGUGUUCGAGAUCAACUCCUAUCCUUCUAUGUGAAUAAUGUUUUCAGUCAUCUUGAGAUAGGAAGAGACAAGUUGUAUGUUAUUAGCGCCUUCCAGGUCCUGCAAGUGAACAUGGAUGCCUGUCAUCCAUGUGCUCCAUCCACAAGAUUAACUUCUGCAGUCAAAAAAUUAAGGAGAACGUUUUUUAAGCUUGGAGAGAAGGGAAUCUACAAAGCCAUCCAUGAGCUGGACAUUCUCCUUCCCUGGAUUCGGGCCUACAUACAAACCAUCCUAUGA
This is a messenger RNA of Myiozetetes cayanensis, 513 nucleotides long. It is a transcript of the gene IL26, whose product is annotated as interleukin 26. NCBI's taxonomy places the organism in Eukaryota, Metazoa, Chordata, Aves, Passeriformes, Tyrannidae. The transcript has 5 exons. Bases 1 to 513 code for a protein of 170 amino acids. The record is from RefSeq and is a predicted model, not a curated record.